Molecule: messenger RNA, 1421 nt
Organism: Cyprinus carpio (common carp)
Lineage: Eukaryota; Metazoa; Chordata; Actinopteri; Cypriniformes; Cyprinidae
Product: protein shisa-5-like
Source: RefSeq, a predicted model, not a curated record
UCAGACGUGCACGAGCCGAUUUGGUAAUAGUGUAGACAUCAUGAGAAGGUGAGAUAUAAACAGGAAGAGCAGUGCGAUGGCGUCUACCUUAGCAGUUCUUCUGCUCCUGUCUGCAGGUUUAUUCAUGGUAAAAGCCAGUUUUGGUGAGGAAUGUAAGAGCUACUACACCAUCUAUAACGAGUACAAGCCUGGGUUUACGUGCUUUUUUCAGCACUGCUGUGGAAACUGUGAUAACAGAUACUGCUGCUCCAGUGAAUAUUUCAAGUUAACCGAGUCUGUUCAAAGCUUCUGCGCUAUCAGAAUUACCUUGAUAGUAGUGGGGGUUGUGUUCCACAUUAUUGUGAUCAUCAUCUGCUGCUGCUGCCCCUGCUGCUGCAUCUAUAAAAUGUGCAGAAAACCCAGACCUGUGGCAGGAGCUCAUGUAACUACAGUCACAAAUGCACAUUUCAUUCAGCAGCAGCCUGUAAUGCAGGGGGGCCAGUGCCCACAAUACCAACCAGUGCUGACUCAACCGGGUUACGGUCAACCAGUGCAGAUGGGACCAUAUCAGGGACAGCCAUAUGCACCAGGACCCCCGCCCUCAUAUCACGUGGCCACGAGUCCUGGAUAUCCCACUAGUCUGAGUGCGUAUGACGGAGGCCAGGCCAUGUACCCCAUGCAGCCGCCUGCCCAGCCGGGUGUCGCGUGUAUGCCUUCAGAGACAUCGAAUCAGCCGGCCUACAACCCCGCCUACGUGCAGCCACCAAACUUCGGUUACUAAACCGCAACCGUCUGUCAGAUCAGUCAUGGCUGGAUUGUGGAGGUUGACGCACUUUUGAGAGGCAGUAAGAAUGUGCCCAAUUUAAUGUGGAUUAUACAAGAACAGUGUGUGUGUUAGAGUCAGGUUAUUACUGGCUUUAAUUUUAGUUAUUUUGUUUUAUUACUUUCAAUUUCUUUCAGUUUAGUUUUGGCGCUAUGACACACUGGAAAAAUUAUUUUAUUAAUUGUAUAUAAAAUAAAGAAUACUAUAGUAAGUUUUACAAGAAAAAUAUAGUUUCAGUCUUUCUACAAGCAAUGAGUGAAAAUUUUUCCUUAAGCUUUAGUUUUUGCUAGUGUUUGCUAUUUUCAGUACAUUAUUAUACUAUUGUUUUAGUACUGAACUGUACUGAUAUACAAAGUAAAUAUACAAACAAACAAACAGAAAAAAACCCAUCAAAAAUAUAACCUGUCAUUAUUAUUUUGUUUUUGUUGGUUGAUAUUCUUUAGUUUUGGGUAUAUGUAAUUCUGUUAUUGAGUUUUCAUAUUUUCAUUAACAGUGUAACUCACACAAAUAUAAUUGAAUUGGGUUUUACAUUUCAAAGGCGGUGACGGUGAUUCUAUUUAAAGAAAGUGUCAACAAUUUUUCUAUUUUGAGUUUUUUCCUUUGAGGGUCUAAAAUGCAA